UAACGCUCGGGAGAGUCCGCGCCGCUUUUUUCCUCACCGACCCGCGCUUUACAGCAGGAGCCGAUAUGAGGCGGAACGUCAAGGUCCUCCUCGUCUUCUCCGUCGCCUGGAUGUUCGUCGUCGUCUACUACCUCUCCCAGGAGAAGAAGGACGAGGAGGAGAACCGGGGUUUAAGAUUGAAAGAGCUCCUGGAGGCAGAGACGGAGGCAGUGACCCGGAGGAGAGGUACGGCCGGUCCUUAUCUAGACGAAAAGGCCUACAUCGCCGGGGGUGCCCUCAGGAAGGGUGAAGAUCCUUAUCUAAGGAACAGGUUCAACCAGGAAGCGUCUGACCGCCUUCCGAGCAACAGGGAUCUGCCGGACACCAGAGCUUCUAUGUGCAAAGAUAAGGAGUACCAAACGGACAAACUCCCAGCUACCAGUGUAAUUAUAACGUUCCAUAACGAAGCGAGAUCGACACUUCUCAGGACUGUAGUGAGCGUUUUGAAUCGUAGCCCGGAGCACUUAAUCAAGGAAAUAAUUCUAGUAGACGACUUCAGCGACAAUCCACUCGACGGAGAAGAGUUGGCUAAAAUCCUAAAGGUCAAGGUGAUCAGGAAUGACAAAAGAGAAGGCCUUAUGAGGUCACGGGUGAAAGGGGCCGAUGCAGCCUCUGCCCCGGUCCUCACGUUUUUGGACAGCCAUGUCGAAUGCAACAAGAAUUGGCUGGAGCCGCUGCUGGAAAGGAUCGCAGAGGAUAAAACUAGAGUGGUCUGUCCGAUCAUCGACGUGAUCAGUAUGGACACUUUUCACUACAUCGGCGCCUCUUCGGAUCUCCGGGGGGGUUUUGACUGGAAUCUCGUCUUCAAAUGGGAAUACCUGAGUCAAGAGGAAAGAGCGAAACGAAUACUCGAUCCGACUCAACCCAUUAGAACACCAAUGAUAGCUGGUGGUUUGUUUUCAAUCGAUAAAGAUUACUUCAACCACUUAGGGAAAUACGAUAUGAUGAUGGAUGUCUGGGGUGGUGAAAAUUUAGAAAUUUCCUUCCGAGUCUGGCAGUGCGGAGGCAGCCUUGAAAUAAUCCCCUGUUCGAGGGUGGGACACGUAUUUAGAAAAAGGCAUCCGUACAGUUUCCCUGGAGGGAGCGGCAACGUGUUCGCCAAGAAUACAAGAAGAGCCGCCGAGGUCUGGAUGGACUCUUACAAACAGUAUUAUUAUGCAGCUGUGCCGUUGGCAAAAAAUAUUCCAUUUGGAAAUAUUGAUGACAGGCUGAGGUUGAAAGCAGAGCUGAAAUGCAAGCCGUUCAGCUGGUACUUGCACAACGUCUACCCAGAACUGUCCAUCCCGACAACGCUGGUUUCUGUGCAGCAGGGUAUUUAUUGUCUGGACACCCUGGGCCACCUCAUGGGUGGUACCGUCGGCCUGUACCCAUGUCACCAUACUGGCGGAAACCAGGAAUGGGGCUUAACGGACUCUGGUGUCCUCAAGCACCAUGACCUGUGCAUCACGCUAACUUCAGACACGCCAGGCGAGGUUGUUGUAAUGAGGCCUUGCGAUAACUCUAUUCAACAGCAUUGGGUGAAAGUCCGGGAUGACAAAAGGGGAAGUUUACUCAAGCAUGCGACUCUAUCGCUGUGCCUGGAUUCGAGGUCAGUGCAGGAGAAGGGCCUCACUGCUGAGCAAUGCGACAGCAAUUCCCUUUCGCAACAGUGGGCUUUUGCCGCAACACGAGCCUAGCUAGUCGGACUAAAAAUUGCUCAUUUUCUAACUCGUUUAUCAGAAUAGGUUCUAUCAAAAACCAUGACAUUUUCAUUUUGGCAGUUGAACAAAGCCUAUGCUAUUCAUUAACUGACAUCACAUUUUUUAUACCUUUGAAUGUAUGUAUUUGUUACUGUUAUGCCCCAAGUCUUCCACAAUUAUUUUCCAUCUGUUAUUUAUGUUUGUAAUAAAUUUUUGUACACACCUUUUAGUUAAAAUUGUAUAUUUGUACAUUAUGUAAUUGUAUUAAACUAUGAUUUUCCAAUUAUGUUACAAACUUUUGUUUACAAAUUACUGGUGUAAAUAACAAAGUUAUGUAAAUAAGGAGGAUUAAGGAUUGUUCAAAUUUUCAACAAGUAAAAUAUUAUUUAAUGUAUUUAAAGAAAAUAAAUAAUAACAUUCCAAUGGCAUUAGUACUUAAGUAAUUUAAAUAAAUGACAUUUUUCAGUAAUGUGUAUAUAGAGUUGUGUAGCAUAAUUGCAUAAUUUACCAUUAUUCGAUAUAUUUAUUAUAUAGGUCUUUAUUUCUUUGUGUAUACUUUUAUAUCAUUUG
Molecule: messenger RNA, 2288 nt
Organism: Cimex lectularius (bed bug)
Lineage: Eukaryota; Metazoa; Arthropoda; Insecta; Hemiptera; Cimicidae
Gene: Pgant2
Product: polypeptide N-acetylgalactosaminyltransferase 2
Exons: 11
Coding region: 66-1715 (549 amino acids)
Cellular component (GO): Golgi apparatus
Source: RefSeq, a predicted model, not a curated record